Molecule: messenger RNA, 1500 nt
Organism: Ceratina calcarata
Lineage: Eukaryota; Metazoa; Arthropoda; Insecta; Hymenoptera; Apidae
Gene: fsd
Product: transmembrane protein fates-shifted
Exons: 8
Coding region: 133-1233 (366 amino acids)
Biological process (GO): regulation of protein stability
Cellular component (GO): SCF ubiquitin ligase complex
Source: RefSeq, a predicted model, not a curated record
UUAAAGAAGUACGAUGGGUGUUCAUAAUGUCGUUUAUUACUAGUGUAAAUAGCUGUAAAUUUUAAGUCUAAUUCUAUUACAACUGGUACCUGAUUAAUUUUUAGAUUAUUCCGUAACGUAGCGUUUAACACGAUGCCUAAUUUAAGGAAAAAAUCUAACAAAAAAGUAACUUCGGAGAAUGGCAAUGACAACUUGAUCGGAGACGUAACCAUCGACGACUUUGCGAAUUCAUCGCGAACACACGCAAGAUUGAAAAAGGCAGUGACAAACGCUUCCUCCGAAGUGAAGGAAGUGGUUACUACGGAACAAGCGGAUUCGUGGAGUGAAAUGGACGAGGAUUAUCAAAAUAAUGAUACGAACAGAUCAAAGAGAGGCGCGUUAACGAACCGGAGAAGAAGUAGAAAGGUUAGUUCCUCCGAAGGAGCUGUAGAAGAAGUGGAAGAAGGUAUAGAUUAUCCGUUGGACAUAUGGUUCAUUAUAUCAGAGUACAUUUGUCCAGAGGCUGUAGGGAAGUUUGCUCGGAUAUGUAAAAGCGCUUAUCAUGUAACGACGACGGCAAAAUUUUGGUUCCACUUAUACAAAUCGUACUACAGGUUUGUCCCUAAUCUACCGGAACGCCUACAGCCCCAGUGCAUGGUUCGCACUUAUGGACUUCGUGCCUGCGUCAUUAGGACGAUGCAUUACAGUUAUUUUCCUUUGAAGAGAAAGGUCGACGAUAUGUCUUACUUAAGACAUCAAGAACCGCAUUCCCUCGUGAAAAGACGAUGCUGUCUCAUGUGGCACAGAAAGGGGAAGAUAGGGAAAGAUAGAUGGUAUUUCUACUUCAAGCUGAAAGAGAUCCAGAAGAAUACGAACAAUUCGUUAAAGCAGAGAACGAAAGUGAACAACAAAAAGAAGAACCUCCUCGAAAUGUUGGAAGAUAUAGCCGCGAACCCGGAAGAGGACUGUAAAAUACUUAUGGUAACUUGCUUAAAAUACAGCAUGUUACCGCCCGUAAUCGGUUUGACUCUGCAAUCAGUAUCGAUGACUUUGAUGCCCGGUUUUAAGGAUCAUCGUUUGCAACUUGGAUUUGGAACAUCCGAUAUUCCUAAUACGUUAACGAACCAAGUGAUACUAAAUGAAGUUGUUAACUGCUUAAUUCUAGACUGGUGGCAUCCUACGUAUCCUAAUCAGGAUACGAUACCCACAGUUCAAUUACCACAAAGUGAUUCUUGGGAACAGAGCUUACAAUGAAAAAAAAUUCCGUGUACUUUAACGAAACCUAGUGGUUAGAUCAUAAGUACGAGAUUUGUAAUAUAAAUAUAUGUAAAUAAUAUAUUCGACGUCUGUUAAGUAGAUGUGAUUUGAACGUUUGUUCAGUAUGUGAUCCAAACGGUUGUCUGAUAUUUUAGAAAUUAUUUAAAACGUAGAUAAACGGAGAAAGUAACAUAACUGUUUUAUUGCAGCUGUAUGUAAAUAUGUACAUCUUAUACGCGUUCAGGCGUGUAACGUGAAACGAGA